Messenger RNA from Vicia villosa (hairy vetch), 1017 nucleotides. Its product is annotated as NDR1/HIN1-like protein 13. Lineage: Eukaryota; Viridiplantae; Streptophyta; Magnoliopsida; Fabales; Fabaceae. Bases 32 to 886 code for a protein of 284 amino acids. Gene Ontology annotation, cellular component: plasma membrane. The transcript has a single exon. The record is from RefSeq and is a predicted model, not a curated record.
CCAAAAUGUGCAAACCACUACACUCACCCCAAUGGCUGAUCGAGUUCACCCAAACACCUCUCCACCCUCAAACGACUCUAAAACGACGUCGUCUGAGAAAACCGCCCCAAUGGCUGAUCGAGUUCAUCAAAAAACGACGUCGUCUGAGAAACCCGUUACCAAAGAAGCUCCAUCCGCUCCCAAAGAGGCUCCACCGCUGGGAGCCUAUGUUGUCCAGUUUCCAAAAGAGCAGGUCUACCGCUACCCUCCGCCGGAGAAUGCCGUUCGUUUUGCUAACUACACUCGCCGGAAAAAUAGAAGAUGCCGCUGCUGUUGUUGUCUCUGUUGGUUCAUCGGCAUCAUUGUAGCUUUAGCCGUGCUUCUCGCCAUCGCCGCCGGUGUUUUCUACUUGGUGUUCCGGCCGGAAGCGCCUAAGUAUUCGGUCAAACGCGUCUCCGUCAAGGGAAUGAACCUCACCUCCCAAUCCGCGCUCUCGCCGGAGUUUGACGUCUCUGUUAACGCUGAUAACGGCAACCGUAAGAUCGGAAUCUAUUACAACAAGGAUAGCACUGUUGAACUGUUUUACAGAGAUGUUAACCUCUGUAACGGCGCGUUACCGGCGUUUUAUCAGCCGUCGAAUAAUGUAACGGUGUUUCAGACGGUGUUGAAGGGUAAAAGUGUAAUGGUUGCCGGAUCUGAUCGGAAAGCGUUACUGAAUGCUGUUAAGAAACAGAGCGUGCCUUUAACGUUGAAGCUGAGGGUUCCGGUGAAAUUCAAAGUUGGAUCUGUGAAGACAUGGACGUUCAACGUUAAGGUUCACUGUGUUGUGACGGUGGAUGAGUUAACGGAGAAAGCGGAGAUUGUUAACAGAGAUUGCAGUUACGGAUUGGAUGUUUGGAAAUGGUGAUGAAAUUCAUUAUUUGAAUUUAACCAUGUAGGAAUUAGGAUGAAAGGGUAGUAUAUUUUAUGGUUUGAUUUUUUUUUUCAGUGCGUUUUUUUCCAGACAGAUAUUGUGAAUUUUUAUUAUGACUUUGCUAA